UCCCUCUAAAAUCACGUUUAAGUGAUACCGUGUAUCUACUUUUGAACUGCGAUAACACGUAACUACACAAUUUAGCAUUGUGUUUUCAAUGUGAACAUCCGUCAUCAACAAUAUUAUAUAAUUUGGCGUCAAAACUCAGUAAGUUGUAAAAAUGACAUCUAAAUCAAGGAUUAAAUUAAUGAUGGAUAUGUCUACUAGUGACAGAGCUACUAUAGAAAAAAAUAGUUCAAUUAUUGUAUCAAAAACAAUUUUAAAAAAUGAAAUUCGUCAACCUAAUCCAUUAGUAUCAAGUGACAACACAUCAAAUAAACUAAUGCAUACUAGUCAGAAUAAGAUUGAACUUGAUCCAAACAUUGAAGAAAAUAUUUUGUCAGAGCCUUAUUUUACUUUAGAAAAUAUAUUUUCUGAUGAUAUCUUUAUAGAAUAUGAGGAUCAUGAAUUGGACGUUCCUGCAGAAUAUGCUAAUAAUAAUAUUAUAGUUGAUGAAAAUAGGAAUGAGAAUGAAAAUUACUUGGAAGGCAUAAAUAUGAACACAAAUGAGAAUGAAAAUUAUUUGGAAGACAUAAAUAUGAAUACAAAUGAGAAUGAAUAUUACUUGGAAGACAUUAAUAUGAACACAGAUAAUGUAAUAGGCGUAAAACGAAACAGAACAUCACAAGAAGAAAAGUGGAAAAGAAAAAAUAAUAAACACAAAAGAAUGACUGGCCAAGAAUAUAUUGGAUUUCAACGAAAAGGGAAAGUAGUAGAGCAUAAUGUUGUAAGAGAACCAAGAAGUUUAGGAGAUAUGUGUACUUCUAGAUUUUGUUUAAAAGCAGUUAAUCGUUUUUGUAAUCAAUUUGAUGAAAGCCAAAGGAAAGAAAUUUUUUUUAAAUUUUGGAACUCUUCAUGGGAAGAGAAAAAAAUUUAUGUUUUGAGUCUGGUUAUUACAAUUGAACCAAAAAGAGACACAACUGGAAAUAUUUAAAUUGACAAAUCAAAUUUAUUAAAAUGAAAUCAA
Messenger RNA from Melanaphis sacchari, 997 nucleotides. Its product is annotated as TNF receptor-associated factor family protein DDB_G0272098-like. The transcript is spliced from 3 exons. The record is from RefSeq and is a predicted model, not a curated record. Bases 152 to 964 code for a protein of 270 amino acids. NCBI's taxonomy places the organism in Eukaryota, Metazoa, Arthropoda, Insecta, Hemiptera, Aphididae.